Molecule: messenger RNA, 384 nt
Organism: Carlito syrichta (Philippine tarsier)
Lineage: Eukaryota; Metazoa; Chordata; Mammalia; Primates; Tarsiidae
Gene: SPATA45
Product: spermatogenesis associated 45
Exons: 2
Coding region: 41-337 (98 amino acids)
Source: RefSeq, a predicted model, not a curated record
AGGACAGCAAGAAUCACUUGACAAUUGGUUUGUUUGCAUAAUGGCAUCUAUAAACAAAACCAGUGAAAUAGUUAAAAAACUUAAAGUAAACAAGCAAUGUCUCCUGGAAGAAAUAAACAAAAGACGUGAAUCCAACUGCUUAGUGGAAGGAAGCAAUCAAGUCAGCCUAUUGAGAGUUCAAAAGAGGCACUUCAGGAGUACCUACCAGUCCUUCACUCAUACCGCGAUCAAAGAACCUGUUCCUGACAGUGGCAGGAACUCCUGGGUCAAACUGAGUCUCUUUGUUCACGUGGAGAAAAGACACUUUCCACCAAAAAAUAAUGCCAUAUUUGGAUAAAGUACAUCUCCAGGGACACACAGAAAUACAUUCUCUCUGAACUUCUU